AUGAAUCUAGAGUGGUGUAACCAAGUUGGAUCGAUAAAGUAUCUUUUUAAGUAUAUUAACAAAGGACCGGAUAGGAUAACAGCAUCUAUUGUUGAUCCAACAAAAAAGAAAAAAAAACAGAUAGAAAAUAACGACCAUGACGAAAUUGGUGAGUUCUAUAACUGUCGUUAUAUUUCCGCAUGUGAGGCAUGUUGGAGGCUUUUUGGGUAUGAUAUUCAUUAUCGAACACCGUCUGUCGAAAGGUUGUCAUUUCACCUCGAACACAAACAACCUGUUGUUUUUAAACCAAACCAACAUCUUAAUCAGGUUGUUUCUAAACCGACUGUCGCUGCUUCUCAAUUUUUAGCUUGGAUGGAAUGUAACAAGCAUGAUGAAGAUGCACGGAAGUUGUCAUACGUUGAAUUCCCAACUAAAUAUGUUUGGAAUAAAUCAGAUAAGAUAUGGACAAAAAGAAAAACCAAGUCCAAGGCACUCGGUCGAUUAAACCACGUUUCUCCCAAGGCUGGUGACAUUUACUACCUACGGAUUUUGUUGAACAAAAUCAAGGGUCCUACAUGCUAUGAAGAUAUCAAGACAAUUAAUGGAAUUGUACAUGACUCUUACAAAGAUGCUUGCUAUGCUCUUGGUCUAUUAGAUGAUGAUAGAGAGUACAUUUCGUCAAUAAACGAAACACAUCAUUGGGCCACAGCUUCUUUCUGCCGGUCUCUCUUUGUUAUGUUGAUUACAUCUGAUAGUUUGUCAAGUCCUGCUCAUGUUUUUGAAGAGACAUAUCAAUGUCUUUCUGAUGAUGUCAUUCACGUUCGUGAACAAGAAAUCGGCGUCAGAGGCCUGAAGUUAAAAGAGGAUGCAAUUUUCAACCUUACGUUGUCAUACAUCGAGAAAUCAUUAUUGAGCUGUGGAUUGAGUUUGAAGCAAAUACCAAAUAUGCCGUUUCCUGAUCAUAGAUACAUUCAAGAGUCAUGCAAUAUGUUAAUUCAAGAUGAGCUUAACUAUGAUCCUGCUAUUAUUGAAGUUGAGCAUCAAGAUUUGUAUUCCAAAUUAAAUGUCGACCAAAAAAAUGUUUAUCACACCAUUAUGAAUGCGGUUAACAACAAACAAGAGCGUCAGUUUCUUCCGUCUUCUGGUAGCAACAAUCAUGGCAUUAAUUGGCUACCACAUACUUGUACUAUUUUAGCAUCAUCAUUGUGUGGACUCCUUCUUGUUGAAUCCUAUGAUCCAGAUGAAUACGUUUCAAAGAUUUUAUUUGUUAUCAAACCAACGACUUCAGAUGCCAAAUGGAUACCUUUUCCGACCUCUGAAUACACUGCAACAAAGUUUGCUUUGGUAGUUAUCAGUUCGAACCCGUUACAUUUCAAGGUCAUUCGAUUGUCAUACACAAAGCCAUCUGAUAUGCCUAAGGAAAAAGUGGACUAUGAUUACUACAACAUAGAAUUGUUUUCAUCUACUACAUGGCAAUGGAGGGAGUUUCAAAAUAUCCGGUUACCAUCAUCUGUUUAUCCUGUUUCUGAUGAGGCAGUUACAAGUGGCGGUGCCGUAUACUUCUUAUUAUCUAAUGAUACCAUAUUGCGAUUUGAUAUUUAUUCAGAAGAACAUAUACUCAUAUUUGCACCUUCUACUAUUAAUGAAUUAAAACCGUAUGCAUCGAGACUAACCAAGUUUCACGGAAAAUUGGAUAUCUCUCUAUAA
This is a messenger RNA of Lactuca virosa, 1686 nucleotides long. NCBI's taxonomy places the organism in Eukaryota, Viridiplantae, Streptophyta, Magnoliopsida, Asterales, Asteraceae. The record is from the annotation of a GenBank genome assembly.